This is a messenger RNA of Pseudopodoces humilis (Tibetan ground-tit), 2015 nucleotides long. The record is from RefSeq and is a predicted model, not a curated record. NCBI's taxonomy places the organism in Eukaryota, Metazoa, Chordata, Aves, Passeriformes, Paridae.
AUGCAGGGUGGCUUUUCAGAUGUCUUUUCAGAAGAACUGCAUCUGGAGCACUAUGACAGAAACAAUAUAUUUGGGAAAUAUAUAGAUGCUAUUGAACUGUUAGCAGAACAGUGGGAAAAUUGGUUGAUUCAGUGGAAAGUCAAUACAGUAGCAAAAACAGCUUUGCUCUCUGCUUUCAAGGCCAUGGGCACUCAACCUGUACCUGCCUUUGGAAUGGGAGGACAGCAAACCUCAAGCUUUGGGCUGUCAAGCUUUCCUGUCAGCAGCAGCAGCAGCAGCAGUACCAGUGCCAGCAGUUUCUCCUUUAAAACUAGUUCCAACCUCACGAAUUCCACAUCAUCUGGGAGCAGCCCUGCUGCUGGGAGCUCUCCUGCUGCUGCAAAUCCUCCUGCAUUUGGGACAGCAUCCUCUCCUAGCGCACCCCAAUCCGUCGGCUUUGGCAGCCCGGCCGCUCCAUCCGCAGCCUCCUUCUCCUUUAAAACAGCUGCCACAGCUGGUGGCUUUGGGACUUCUGGCUUUUCAGGCUUUGGCAGCGCUUCUGCUGUGAACUCUGCAAGCACCACUCCACUCCCAGCCUUUGGAGCCUUCAGUGCCACCAUAGCCACUUCUGCCUCGCCUUCGAGCGGUGCUUUAUUUGGACAGAGCGCCAGUGCCUCUGGACAUGCUGUCACCUCAGCCUCUGCUGCAGCCAGCAGCUCCAGCCCUGCCUCCGAGAAGUUAUUCACACCCAAGAGCGAGUUAUCAGCUGAAGAGUGGCAACAGUUUGAAGCAAAGGAGUUCACAAUUGGAAAGAUUCCUCUUAAGCCACCACCAUUAGAACUUUUAAAUGCUUUCAACCUUUUAAGUUUUUUCUGAAAUGUUGUUCAUUUUUAUUUCCUUUCUCAAUUCUCUUCUGCAGAAAUAAAUGUGCAAGUAUAAACUUUUGAAUGUUAAUUUGGGACAGACUUUUUACAUCUGAGAGAUGAACUGUUGAAACUAAAAUGGAACAUUUCCUUCUAUAUGCUGUCCUGUGAACUUCUGUGCAAAGACUGUGUGAAAAAUAUGGUGUCGAAAGAGAGAAUGUUUCAUUGACGUGUUUAAAAUCUACCCUUUGAUCAAUUUAUUGUCUCCAAGUGCACGCUCCAUGACUUGUAGGACUGGCCACAAAAGCUUUUUUCCCCAUUGCUCCAACAAUUGGUAUUGUAACUUUAUUGGUGAGCCCAUUGGUGAUAGUUAUUACUGAAUGUGUGCCUUUGCUGUCUAUCAAAAAUCUGUUGCUUUAUUCCCCAGCUUUACUGAAACAUGAACUGUGAGGGAUGCCUCCACACUUUCCUCCAGUCCCCUUCACUCAUUAUCAAAAUCAUCCAGCAUCCUAAUGUUUAUAUCUUUAAGUUGACCGUUCCUGCCCAUAAAUGGCAUGUGGAUUCAGGUCAAAAGGAGGGGCCAUUUCUGACCCCUCAACCCCUGCUUAUCUUUUUGCCUUCCCUAAUACCAUUCUCUUUUCAUACACAUUAAAAAGGGGUUCAAUAUAGCCUGCAUAUCCCACCGGUUAGGAUUAUGAGUCAGCAUGAUAGUUUCCAAAAGCUGAUACAUUCCUUCAGGAUUCUCUCAUUAUAAACAAGCAGAUCAUUUCCAAUUAAAAAAAAAUCAAAAGCAGAACAAGGAACUUGUCCAGAAAAAAAACAGCUGUUGCUCUGCACCCACCCAAGUGGUUUGUCUUACCACUGGCUCUGAGUACAGGCCACAACAGGACUAAAAUCCUCACCUCCUGUGUUCUCUUUAUUUUGAUCUAUAUCCUCUUUAUCCAUCUCCACCCUGCUGUUAUAGGGGUGUGGAAUGAAAGGAACUAACAUUUGCACAUAAACCCUCAUCCCAUUUUCCAACAUCCACUGUAAUAUAUUAAUCUGCAAUUACACAUUUUCCCCAUACUUCAGUUUAUAAAGCGGCCACCAGUGAUGACAAUAUCUCUUCAUUUUAUCUUUAGUCACUGGAUCUCCCCUAAACAUAUUCUGUUUUUUUGGGAUGCAUCCUAGACA